CAUUGUCUUUUAAAAGAAAUUCAACUACUGAUCAUCAAAUCGUACAUAAGAACAUUAAUAAUUUAAUUCGACAUAUUGAUAAUCCUGAACAACAAGAUAGAGUAAAAACUCUUCUUAAUCAAUAUGCAAAAUUAUUUGACACAAGUAAAUUAACAGUUGCUAGUAAUGUAACACAUCAUGCUAUUAAAACGCUUGACCAUCCUCCACCAGUAUCUAAACCAUAUUAUUCUACUUCAAGUAAACAAGAAGAAAUGUAUAAAAUAGUACAAGAAUUAUUGCAUUUCGGAUUAAUUCGUCCAUCUGAUUCUCCAUAUGCAGCACCAGCAUUACUGAUAGCUAAGCAAGAUGGUACAUGGAGAAUGGUAGUUGAUUAUAAGAAAUUAUAUAAUAUUACUAUUAAAUAUAAUCAUCCAUUACCUAAUAUGGAACAAGCAAUACAAUUAUUAGGUGGUGGCUAUAAUUUUUUUUCUAAACUUGACAUGAAGAGUGGAUUUUGGCAACUCCCAAUUAAAGAAGAAGACAAAUUUAAAACUGCAUUUAUUACUCCCGAUGGUCUUUUCGAAUGGAAUGUGCUAGCUCAAGGUCUUAAGAAUAGUCCACCAUCUUUUCAACGAGUAAUGACUGAUAUAUUAUCAACAUGUCGGGAAUUCUCGUUGGUUUAUAUUGAUGAUAUUGUGGUAUAUUCUCGUUCAUUUGAAGAACAUCUCAACCAUCUCACACAAGUAUUAUCUGCUCUAUCAAAACAUAAUUUUCAACUUAACCCGGUCAAAUAUACUAUUUUCCACCAGCAAAUUGAUUAUUUAUCUCAUACGAUAUCUGAACAUGGUGUUAAACCAACCAAUGAAAAAAUUCAAGCAAUUAUUAAAUUACGUCAACCUACUAAAUUAGCUGAAGCAAAUAAAUUUUUAGGCGCUCUUUCAUGGUAUCGCAAAUUUAUACCCAAAUUUGCAGCAAUUGCCGCACCUAUUCAUGCUGUAACCAACUUAACAAAAACAAAUAAGCACAAAUUUAAAUGGGGUGCUUCUCAAUCUCAGGCAUUUUCACAACUGAAACAAUUAUUAAUUACCUUCCCAUUAUUUCUUGAUUUUCCAGAUGAUAAUUAUCCUGUUAUAUUAACAACUGAUGCAUCAAAAACUGGCAUUGGUGGUACAUUACAACAGAAUAUUAAUGGUGAAAUAAAAAAUUUAUAUUAUCAUUCUCAAGUUACAUCUCCUACUAAACGACGAUAUGAUCCUAUUGAAUUAGAAGCAUUAGCUAUAUGGUUAUGUU
Molecule: messenger RNA, 1269 nt
Organism: Rotaria sp. Silwood1
Lineage: Eukaryota; Metazoa; Rotifera; Eurotatoria; Philodinida; Philodinidae
Source: the annotation of a GenBank genome assembly